Messenger RNA from Grus americana (Whooping crane), 6084 nucleotides. It is a transcript of the gene ICE2, whose product is annotated as interactor of little elongation complex ELL subunit 2. The record is from RefSeq and is a predicted model, not a curated record. Gene Ontology annotation, biological process: snRNA transcription by RNA polymerase II; positive regulation of transcription by RNA polymerase III; snRNA transcription by RNA polymerase III. Gene Ontology annotation, cellular component: transcription elongation factor complex. The transcript has 18 exons. Lineage: Eukaryota; Metazoa; Chordata; Aves; Gruiformes; Gruidae. The coding region runs from base 36 to 3026 and encodes 996 amino acids.
CAGGCUCACGCGGCAGAGAGACGAGGAACCGGCAAAUGCGCUCUCCCGAGGGGUCCGUCAAGAUGGCGGCCCAGGGGCAGUUGCUGACCUGGGAUAUUUCACCAAAAAAUGGCAGUGAAGUAUUUUUCUCACAUGAAAUUUAUGAAAAAUAUUCUUUGGCUCCAAGCUUGUCUGAACUAUGGCAUUUAUCAAACAGAGAGGCAAAGAAAAAUGUGGAGGCAUUGGCAAACUCUUCAGAAAACAGACAGACUUGUAGCAUGCAGGCUGCAGAUCCAGUUGAGGUGGAGGCUAAAAGCACAACUGAUGAUCAUCCUUUUCCAGAACCUAGACUCCCCUAUCCAUUUACCUCUUGUUUGACUGAGAAGGAGCAGAAAACAUACUUAUAUCUGAUGACUAAGUACUCAAAAAAAAUAAACCAUUUUCAAGUUAAUGCAGCAAGUCAAAGAGAAUUAUGCACGUAUCUGCAAAUGAAAGAAGUGGUAAACAAUGAAAUUGCAGAAUUUAUUAAAUUUGCCCAAAAUGCUGCAAAAAGCUGCUCCCAAGAUUAUGAUGCCAUCUCUGAAGAUGCACUGCGUUAUACUGAGGAAUUAUUUCGCGCUUGUAUUGGACAUGUGCAAAAGUAUCCUGAGUUUUACACGCUCCAGGAGAUCAUGAGUAUCAUGGGAGGAAAGUUUCAUACGCAGUUGACCUUUAGGCUGGAAAAAAAUCUUCUUGUGAUGGGUACAGCAAGACGUGGUAAAACAGAUUUCCCUACCAUGACUGUUCAGCUGCCCACAGAUUAUAAAACUGUUACAUCUAUUAUAACUCCAGAAAAAAAGGCUUCUAUUAUGCAUGAUGAUAUUAGCUCAGAUUCAAAUGCAGAAAAACUUGCUUUGAAGUACUGUCCUCAAGUUGUUUUAAGUAAUCAAUCAUUAUUUACUUUACUGAAUAAUCAUGGACUAAACUACAAGGAACAAUGGGAAAUUCCAGUUUGUAUUAAGAUGAUCCCUGUUGCAGGUAGCAAACCAGCUAAAGUGGUUUAUGUUGAUUCACCCCUGCUGAGAAAGGAAAUGACAGUAAGAGAGAGGAACCAAAUCUUCCAUGAAAUUCCAAUGGACUUCCUAGCAACUAAAACAUCUUACGUUUCGAUUUCUGAUGUAUCCAUGGACAAACCAGAUGAGGACAAUUUCUUUCAGUGGGAUAUGUCUUCUGAUACCUACCAGUACAGGAAGAUUCCUCUUCCAGAUGACACAGGAAUGAACUUUGAUGAUGAUGUUACAGAACUGGAAACUUUUGGAGCAACUGCCAAGCUCUCAAGAACUUCUAAAAUGGAAAGUACUUUUCCUGCAGUUAGUAAAGUUUUAUCACAUGGCCCAAAAAUGGGGAAAAAAAAUACAUCCUCCAUAAACAGUGGAAGCGAAGAAGGAAAAAACACCACUUCUGAGCAAGGAGGUUCAGCAUGUGCCAGCAUGCAGCUUCCAUCAUUAGAUGGCAUUUUGUGCUUCAGCCCUGAAGAAAGUUCGUCUCAUAAAAGCUUUAAUUCAGAGGAGGUAGGACUGAACAAAGUACAGCAUAUCAUGACCAAAGAACUAUUGGACAGUAAAACAAAAUUAAAUACUCUAUCUAAUGCUGUUAGUGACAAGAAAGAGUCGCAUGCUGCACAAAAAAAAGAGACAUACAUUUCUUUAUGCAGUAGUGACACGGAUGAAGAGCGUUUGAUAAUUGAUACAGAAUGUAAAAACACUGAUUGUUACAAAACAACUAUAUCAAACACUAUUUCUCAUACCUCAGCAGAGACUUCCAAAUCACCUUCCCCCAACCAGAUUCCCUUAGCAAGCAUGACUGAUUGCUCAGAUAUCAUGGAUCGGGAAAAAAACGCCUCCAGAAAGCCUACAAGAAAGUUGUCAAAAGAAUUCGAUCCCGUUGGACAGAUUUUGAAAAUGCAAACUGAACUUCUCAAGUCACCUUCCCAAAAAGCUCAUGAGCAGCCAGUGGUGAGCUGUGAUAAUUCUAAUGCUAUGCCAGCCCUUGUGCCUCAAUCUCCAAAACCAUUGGUGACUUCAAGCACAGAAACCAUGCCAGCCCCUGCCUUAAAUCCCAGUGGCUCAUCUAGAAAUACCUGGACCUGGCUUUUUCAGGGAGUGCCAAAGAGAAAGCUGCCAAACAAACUUCAGAUGCUUGAAGAAGACCCUUCAGAGUAUAAAGCACCUCAGGAUGGCAACCUUGUGUAUAAGCUAUUCAGUUUGAAUGAUCUGUUGUUACUUGUGCGUUGCAGUGUGCAAAAAGUGAAGUCAUUGCCACGAUACCAUAAAAAGAAAAAAGCCCAAAAGCUUACUCCAAUAUUCCUGUUGCCAAAACUAGAAUACCAAGCCUAUUACGGUGUUGAAGCUCUUACAGAAAGUGAAGUAUGUCAGUUGUGGACAGAAAGUAUGUUGCAUUCUGAAUGCUUAUUUUAUAUUGGACGUAUUGAUGCUUUUACAUCAAAGCUUGUUAUGCUAGAAAAGAUUUCUCCAGAAAUUUUAAGAGAAAAACUUGGAUUGAUUAAGCCUGCAAAUUCAUUAAAUAUACUCCACCACAUUUUGAAGAAAGUGUCUGAUUUGCAGGAGGGCUCUUAUUUACUGACUCAUGCUGCAGGAGAUUCAUCAGUCGCAAUCUACAAGAGUUCUCUUGACAAGACAACAAGAGCAUCAUAUAACUUACAUAAAGCUCAUUGUGAUCUGCCUACUGUACCUGCCACUCUUUCAGUCCCGUGGGUGCCACUAGAUCCCAGCAUCCCUUUGCCCUAUCACAUGAAUCAUGGAAGAGUUCCAUGCACCUUUCCACCUGCACCCCAGGAAGCCAUGUGGAAACAGAAGAUGACUGGGGCGAAAGGACAAUCGGACACACCCUAUGAGGGAAAGCCAGUAGCUAUGGAAACAAAAGGCAAUCCAGCUAAGCCUGCUAGAAAUGAAGGUGUGGCUACAAAGAAGCUGAAGAAGAAUGACUGCAAGCAAAAAAUGAGAGAGAAAAAGUGGAAAAUGAAGUACAACAAAAUGCAACUAAAGUAGGAAUAGCUGAACCACACUGUGAUAAGUAUGGCCUGGAGAAGGACAAGACGAAAAAAAAUCUGAGGCUUUCUGGCUGCUUCAGAACAAGCUGGCAGGGGAAAUGGCUCCAUAGCUGAAACAUUCUAUAAGCCUUUAACCCUUACUGCAGUGGACACAUUUCAAGUGAAAAUCUCGAAUUCAGUCAGCAGAAAAAUAAGCAAGUGUCUGCAGCUGAGGUUAAGGGGACAAAAGUAUCUUUUGUUGGUCUCAUGAUUUUUGUAGAAAAACUACAGCUGAAAGAAUGAAGCAGUGGUUGACAGCAGUAUCUGAUAUCAUGUAACAACAAGAAAAAGAACUUUUCAGCUUUCUUAAUUCUUCCGGAAUCACUGCAGAUUUUUAUUCUGACAUAUUUUAAAAUUAUAUUUUACUUAGUGUAAUGUGCAUAAGGGGAACAACUUGGAUUUAAUUUAUUAAUCCUUUUAACACACAGUGUCUACCAGUUUUUAAAUUACUUAUAAAAAUACAUAUUUUUUUUUUUUAGGAUGGUGUAAAAAAUGAGGUUUGGGGAACAAAAGCUGUGUUCAUUUGAAUAGUAUGUGCCAUAAAUUUGCACUUGGAAACUUAAGAGUACAGCUAAACAGUUAAAAUAUGUAUUUUUAUGCUUCCCCAAAACAAUUUCCAAAAAAUUGUUUGGAUUCUCGCCUGUCUUCAAAAAUGAAUAUUGCGAUGAUUUACUGUAUUACUGAAUGGCUACAGCCUAAAUCUCCUACCAGAUUGCACAUUGAUAGGCCAUAGUGCUUACCUGAGGUAUUAAGGUUUGCCUGGAGGAACAAGUGAUAGGAUCAGGGCCUUAGUCAUCAUUCCAAAAACCCAACUGGACUAUGCUGUACAUCAGCAGUUUGCUUAAAAUUUAGAGCCAAACUAUAAGAAUGAAGUUAGGAAAGGAGAAUACUUAUUGUCUAUGAAAAGGCCAAGCAAUGUGAUGACAUGUUGUUUCCUAGUGAAUACGAGUUGUGUGGAAAAAUUAAAGUUGUUUUUAAUGUUAGUAUAUGAACGCAUUGUAUUCGGUGAUGUGUUUGUAACUAACAUGAUUGCUUGUGAGGGAAGAUUUCUCUGCAUUACUGCUAUUUUAUGGUAUAUACUUUCAGUGUUUUAUCAAACAGAAUUUCAACAGAAACAAUCCUUGAAAUUGAGGCUCAAAAUUAUAUUCUGUAUCAUCGCUUUUGAUAUGUGUUUUAUGGAUUUCUGCCUAUAUUUUCCUUUAUUAAAGGCAUUAUUUUUAGAAGAGCACAUGAAUUCUUGAAAACUACAAGAAUGAGUCCAAUAAAUUCUUUCCCAUUUUUUCCUGUUAAACAACAAAAACAACUAUUUUAUAAUGUUUGAGCCAAUUUUUGUUUGGAUUAUGUUUUGGAGAGCUGUUUUUGUAUGCAUGCUUAAGCUGCUAACACAAAAACCAAAGGUCUUAAAGAUGUUCUUCCAAGUCUUUUGUUUGGACUAAGGAAGUUACCAAGUACACACAUCCGAUCAAGCAUUCUUCUGCUCACUGGGGCUUGAUGUGACACAUUGUAAUGUCAUGAAAGUAAAAAUAAAAUACUUAAAUUGUUUACUGGGGUAUACCUGUUAGAAAAUCCUGAAGAUUUUUUUUUUAAUGUACAUUCAUUGUUUAAGUCUGCUUUAAAAAAUGUUCUUUGUGAAAUACAAAGCAUUUUCCAGUAUUUUUUCCCCCCACUGUUAGAUAUAUUUAUAUUAUUAUUCAGUUUAUUCUUUUUUUGGCCACUGCUUCUUUUUGCUGCGGUGAUAUGCUAAUGACAAGCUGAACUGGCAUAGAGCUGUUUGCAAAUUACAAGUAAUUCUGAUUUGAAAUACUAAAUGCACUUAGUGACCUUUCAUAAUAGGAAUAUUUUAGCUGUGAGUCAUUUUUGCCAGAUAACUAAUUCUGGGGAUUCCAGGCAGUUUUCAGUUUGUAUAUAUAAAAACUAUUGCCAGAUUUGUAUGGAAUUUAGUUUCUCAAUGCAGUUUCAUGUGUUAGAAAUGUACGAUCUGUUCGCCUGUUUAUCUAUAUGUGUGAAAGACUUCCAUCUUUCUCUUAAUAGUGUACUAUUAUAUGCUAGUAUACUAAUUAAUUGUAGUUUCGUCUCUGUUUAGAAUAGUUAGGGAAUCUGGAGUUUGUAUACAACACUGAGAUGGCUUUUUAAUUCACUGUUAUGUUUUAUUUGAUUGUUCUCUUUUGGAUUAAGUGGGACUGAAGCAAUAUGCUCUAAGAUGAGUUAGGUGUUUGAAAGACUUUGGUUUUGUUCGUGUAUCAUAGGUGGGAGUACCAAAGUAUGCUCCAUUUAUAUUUGCAUCUAAAAUAAAAUUGUUUAAGGAGUUUGAUAAGAGUAGAAGGGAAAAGGGAUAGCAUGUUUAUUUCAGGCAGUAGCAUCUGAAAUUUGAAAGAAAAUGUCUAAGUAAAAUAAUUGGUAAAAAAGACUUGGUAAAGCCAGAAGAUGUGCUGGAUAUUAGUUGCUGGAUCACUGGUUCUAUAUAUAGACUGCUCCUGAAGUGACAGUUACCUGUGGAGGAGAAUGAAGGAAUACAGGGGAGCCUGACUGUUGUAAUGCCACCAAAAGUAUGAAUUCCUAAAUGUAACACAGAUUGUAAAGCUGUGGGAAGCAGAAAACUACAUCUUAUGAAGAGUGAAGGGGCUUGCAUCUUACUCUCCAGCAUAGCAGCUGGAAGCACAGAGAACUGGGACCAAGUGACCAGGCAUCCAUUCCUGUGCUGGCAGGUGGGAGCUGCCAACAGCAAGUGUGUCCAGCCCUAUGCAGUGAAAUUCAGUAGCAGACAUUGAACCAUUUGAAGAGAAGAGCCAAAAGGAAAAGUAUACCAAUAUUGUUCACCAAAGCAAUAUAAUCCAUCACCCAAGCCAGCUUCCUUAAAUUAUCAAUAUAAUUUAUGAAGAAAGAAAAAGAGCAAGCUCUACUAUGCCAGAUACUGUCAGAAUUCUUUGCACAAAGGACUCUGGGAAGCUCAGGUCAACAAAAGCACGCUCUCUUUGAUUUCUGUGGUCAGCAUGCAGGAAGCCGGAGAUCGCAAAUAG